Fraxinus pennsylvanica is the source of this 708-nucleotide messenger RNA. The record is from the annotation of a GenBank genome assembly. Lineage: Eukaryota; Viridiplantae; Streptophyta; Magnoliopsida; Lamiales; Oleaceae.
AUGAGUGCAUCGAGGUUUAUAAAGUGCGUCACUGUUGGAGACGGAGCUGUGGGUAAAACUUGCUUGCUCAUUUCCUACACCAGCAAUACGUUUCCCUCUGACUAUGUGCCUACCGUUUUUGACAAUUUCAGUGCCAAUGUCGUUGUGGAUGGGAGCACCGUUAAUCUAGGAUUAUGGGAUACUGCUGGUCAGGAGGAUUACAAUAGAUUAAGACCAUUGAGCUACCGUGGGGCUGAUGUCUUUAUACUUUCAUUUUCCCUCAUUAGCAGGGCUAGUUACGAAAACGUCUCUAAAAAGUGGAUUCCUGAAUUGAGGCAUUACGCUCCUGGAGUUCCAAUCAUUCUUGUCGGCACAAAGCUUGAUCUUCGAGAGGAUAAACAGUUCUUUGCAGAUCACCCUGGAGCAGUGCCCAUUACGACUGCUCAGGGAGAAGAGCUUAGGAAAUUAAUUGGAGCAGCUGCUUACGUUGAAUGUAGUGCAAAGACACAACAGAAUAUUAAGGCUGUCUUUGAUGCUGCCAUUAAGCAGCGCUACAACAAGGUGCCAUACUACUGUGAGCAGUGGCGCUUUACUUCAAAACCGUCGAUCGGUGUUUUCAACUGGAGCAUUGAUUAUUCCAGAUCAAUUGAAGACGAGGAUGAGGAGGAGGCUGCUAGAUCUGCUGCUAUUAACCAGGAAAUAAAGUGUGCUUUUGAAGGUUAUUGGUGA